AUGAUAGGCUCUUUUGGGAAUUCGCAGCAGCUUAUGCUCUGGAUUAUUGCGCUUACGAUGAGCAGUGGCAUUUACGCUGCGCGACAUCGACCCCGUGGAAUUGGACUUGUCAAAUUACCGUUUGGUGUUUCGGACCAUCGCUCGGGACCUGCAUUCCCGAAUCUAUACAUUGCUGGCAACAAGCUUUAUCAUAAGACGCAGUCAGUUCCGGAUGUAUCUCUUCCGGGACAGGAUAAGCAUUUUAGUGGCAGCGCCCAAUUUAACCCAUUCACACAAAUCAUCGAUCACGAUGUACGACGAAAUUACAAAGCUUUGGCGAGUUUGCCAAAACUGGAAACUGAUGGGAUGUAUCAGCCGUUCGGGAUGGCAUUUCUGGUCGGUGCCGAGGUCGACUUCAUCAAAUUUCGCAGCCAUGCAGUAGCACUGGACAUCCCACUGCCUGGCGAAGGAGAGGGACAAAGGGAGGUGGAAUAUGUGACCAAAGAAGUCGUCGACGUAUACCAUUCCCGCAUCAAUCUUCCAAUCCCAUCAAGCGAUGAACGGUUUCCGUUCAAGCAACACUUCUUCGACCGAUUCAAUGAUAUUCAAAUUAAUUACGGCCAGGUUCUGCCGCACAUAAAUUAUGCCAAUAUCGAUCAUCGCGAUAUCACCGACAAAUUGGUCCAGAAUAAGGCCAAUCCCGCGUUGAUCGGCUGA
Molecule: messenger RNA, 696 nt
Organism: Gongylonema pulchrum
Lineage: Eukaryota; Metazoa; Nematoda; Chromadorea; Rhabditida; Gongylonematidae
Source: the annotation of a GenBank genome assembly